AUGGCUGUUUUAGGUAAACCGUAAGUGUCAAUACGAAAUGAUUCAUUAGAAAAACUUAAAUACUAACUUAUCUAAAGAAAAGGACAUAAUCGUUAUCGUGAUCCAAAGACAUUCGAAAUGACUCCAGCGUUAUUACGACUUAGGGCUCCAUUUUUUGCUAGAAACAUGAUUGGUUUGGCUUUAGCUACUUCUAUUCCAUUAGGUGUAUACUUCUACACAGUUGAUAUGUUGAGUAAGGACGAAUUCAGUGAUAUUCCAAUCCCUCCAAUUGCAGAUGACGAAUUAGCUAAGUUGAAGAAAGAAUACGAAGACAAGAAAAAUUCAUCUUGA
This is a messenger RNA of Debaryomyces tyrocola, 330 nucleotides long. The record is from the annotation of a GenBank genome assembly. Lineage: Eukaryota; Fungi; Ascomycota; Pichiomycetes; Serinales; Debaryomycetaceae.